AUGGAAGUUUCCGGUCGUAAAGCCGACCCGGAUGUAGCUGCUGGUUCGGCGGAGGUUUCGCCCCUCUGCGAGCCAUGCUGGGCCGACGGGAAGGAAUUGGAGGCCCAUGGAUUCUGUAUCAACUGUAAGGAGUACAUGUGUCCGUCUUGCAUCAAAGUCCAUGGAAAACUAUCGGCCACAAAACAUCACAAUGUUCUAGGAAAGCAGAAAAUGCCCAACCACUAUCCCUCCAGUAGAAAGACUGCAGACAUGACAGGUUUAGAGCUUUGUAAUGACCAUCCAUCAGAAGCAAGCAAGUUUUUCUGCCCAGUACACGCGCAAUUAUGUUGCGGAGACUGCAUUAUCCUAAAUCACAGGGACUGCAAGGUUGAUUACAUACCGGAAGUCGCGCCUUCUUUUAUAGCGAGUAGCGAGUACAAGGAUAUCGUUGAAAAGAUGGCAAAACUUGAGGCGGGUUUUAAACAUUCUGAGAGAAAACUUAAAUCCGAUGAACAGUUGGUUUUUCACAAGAGUAAAGUUCAGUUAAAGAAGCUACAAGAGUUUAGAAUCGAAAUCAAUGAAUACCUUGACAAACGAGAACAGGCGAUUGCCAAAUCAAUAGAAUAUGCAAGAAAGAUGGACAAAGACCUAAUACGGAGGUUGCGGGAAGAUAUAAAAGCUGCGAAAUCAACUCUCGCUGAAGCGAAAGCUAAGCUUAAAGCUGAAGACAUGAACGCUAAUCACAUCUAUGUAACAGCCAGACAUGCACAGAAGCUAUUUGGCGAUAUGCAAACUUUGUUUAAGAAAGUCGAGACUGAAAACACGGUGACUCUUUGUAGGUUUAGUCGAGAUAAGAAGACCGAAGACCUGCUGUCCUGGGAAGACGCGAUAGGGACGAUAGUUGAUGAAGACAUAGACUUUUUUUCGGCCAAGUGGAGCCGCUCGACUGACAUCAGUAUUAAAACUCCGGAAGACACAAGUGAUUGCCGGAUAACAGGCUCAGCUUUCCUCCGACCCGGUAUCCUCCUCCUAGCUGACUAUGACAACCAAUGUGUGAAGACCGUUGACCUGACCACCGGUAAUAGGAUGGAGCGCCUUUCGCUGGAUGGUCAUCCGUGGGAUGUUUGCGUUCUCCCGGGGAACAAGGCUGCCGUCACUCUAACUGGUAAAAUCUAUUCAAUGGUCCAAUUUAUUACCACAUGGAAUGGACUGGAAACUGAUAAAUGCAUUAAAAUGUCGGGAUGGUGUAGGGGAAUAGCACACAGUGAUGGUAGGCUUUAUUUGACAUUUACGGACAAGUCGCCUCGAAUUGAAGUAAGAACCGUGAAUGAAGAACACUUACUAACCAUUAACAAUACCGUUCAACAAGCAGUGUUUGACUUUCCACAUUAUUCGACAAUAAGCCAGGACGAUGUCAACACCAUCUAUGUAUCAAACAGGUGCAACCACACGGUGGUCAAGCUGAGCCUGAAAGGAGAACUGCUUCAUACGUUCUCACACAAAGAGAUGUCUGGUCCUCACGGUCUCGUGGACGUGGGCGGUGAUCAGAUAAUCGUAUGUUGCUUUAGCAGCAGCACAGUGAUGGUGAUUUCUGGGCGGGACGGAAAAAUGAAGACCAUGCUGGAAAACGACGAUGGGAUAAUGUUUCCUUACACUGCGGCUUACUGUCAGACACAGAAUAAACUCGUCGUUGGAGGGAUUGACAAUCAUGUGAAUGUUUACAAGGUUAUCUAA
Mya arenaria is the source of this 1713-nucleotide messenger RNA. RefSeq lists its product as uncharacterized. The coding region runs from base 1 to 1713 and encodes 570 amino acids. Lineage: Eukaryota; Metazoa; Mollusca; Bivalvia; Myida; Myidae. The record is from RefSeq and is a predicted model, not a curated record. The transcript has 2 exons.